Molecule: messenger RNA, 1293 nt
Organism: Chiloscyllium plagiosum (whitespotted bambooshark)
Lineage: Eukaryota; Metazoa; Chordata; Chondrichthyes; Orectolobiformes; Hemiscylliidae
Source: RefSeq, a predicted model, not a curated record
CCGUCUGGAGGUGAAAUGUCUCACAAAUCUCUGUUUAUUUUCAGAGGCCUUGUGUCUGAAAAGUCAGAUGAUAACCUGUUCUUUGUUGACACUGGAGAUGAUGUACAAGAUCUGAUCCAUAACAAAGGGAAGUUGAAGCCUCUGAGAGUUGACCUCAUUCUACAGUCAGACUCCAAGGUGCCGGCACCCAAAGAUAUUUUAUCAUAUCAAAUUCCAAACAAUCGGAAGCUGAGAAGGAAAGCGGAAAGGGAGAAACAUUUCGGAAUUGUCUCCCGGAAAGAGCGGCUGCUUUACGCUCGAACCCAGAAGCCUGUGGUGAAGGCAAAACCUGAUCCUAACACCAACCCUGCCAGAGACUUCUAUGACCUGUGGUCAAAUAUCGGUCCCCUAGAUAAGGAGCUGGAAGGCAAAGACGCGUGGUUUUUGGAGCAGACCAAGAAGAAACGACUGAAGCGGCCACAGAAACUAAACCAAAAACCAUCCCAGGUCUCGGCGAUCGAAGUGAUUGCACCGGGCGGAUCGUACAACCCCACCUUUGAAUCUCACCAGGCUCUACUAUUUGAAGCUCAUGAAGUGGAAGUUAAGAAACUGAGAGCUAAGGAGAGGAUUGCUCGACAAGUGGCGUUUCCAUCUUGCGAGGAGCUUCCCACAGAGGAGACGGUGCUGCAGGAACUGUGCCAGGGCCUGUUGGUAGAUUCGGAUGGUGAAGAGCAGGACAAAGGGCCCAAAGCUGCUGAAGAGCCUGAGGCCGGCCCGGUGUGGAAUGCUGCCUGUUGUGAAAAGAAAACUGAGAAGGAGCGGAAACAAGAGAAACUGAUGAGAAAGCAGUUACAACAGUUAAAGCAGGAGAAGAAAGCUCAGCAGAAACAGCAGGAUCUGUUCCGGCUGCGAUCCAUUAAGGGGGAAGUCAAGGAACUGGAGCUAAAGCUGGCCAAGAGGAAAGCCAAGCGGGUGGAGAAGAGGAAGGCAGAGGCCAACAAACCCCGCCGCCUGGGCCGGUUAAAAUAUGAAGAUCCUGACCUUGAUAUAAAGCUCAGUGAUGAGCUCACAGGGACACUCCGGGCUCUGAAGCCGGAGGGUAGUAUCCUUGCCGACCGCUUCAAGAGCUUUCAGAAGAGAAAUCUGAUCGAGCCCAGAAUAAGAGCAAAGUUCAAGAGGAAGCACAAGUUAAAAUACGUCGAGAAACGAGCGUUCCGAGAAGUGACGUUGUGAUGUCUGGAAAGGAAAGUGGAUCUCAGCUGAAUUUGGUGUUUGAAAUAUUUGUAUCAAUAAAAUCUCUGCAUUAUUUCUGUA